Molecule: messenger RNA, 1062 nt
Organism: Nipponia nippon (crested ibis)
Lineage: Eukaryota; Metazoa; Chordata; Aves; Pelecaniformes; Threskiornithidae
Source: RefSeq, a predicted model, not a curated record
AUGGAAAGACUUAAAGAAGAACUGAAGGAAUGGAAGGAAAGAGUUGAAAAAGCUGUAAAAGCAAAAGAUGACCUUCUUCUCUGUAAAAUAAGUGCUGAUGAAGAGUAUGUUAAAGCAGAGCAGGAGCUGAUAAAGCUAAAGGACUUCCAAGAGAAGCAGCGUAAGGACAUUAUUCUGUCUAGGGACACCCAUAAGAGAGAGCUCUACAUACUAAACCAAGAAAACGCUGAGCUGAUGAGAGAGAUUGAAAGGAUCAAAGAAGAGCUCGCAAAAUAUAGUUCAGUGCUUUCGCAGGAGCAUCAGAUUAAGAAAAAGGUAGCAGAAAUGAAAAUGAAGUUAAGUCACAUGGAAGACGUGACGGAUGAUUCUCCAGAAACGAAUAUUCACUGUGUUUUUGGUGUAACUACGAAAAUCCCAUUCAGACUGAAUCAAAACCAGGCACUGCUUACUUUUGAGGAUGAAGAAGUUGCCCAGAGACUGAUAAAAAUGGGUAAGCAUACUGUGAACCUGGACAACAAAAUAGCAGAUGUGAGAGUGAAGCCUUUUACACUUGAAAUGGGAAUCAAAUUUGAGCUCCAUGUCACUAUUUCUGGAAAGAAGAUCAACGUUUCAGAAAUACCUGAGCUAUCCAUUCCUGAAGACUGGAUGAGAGACAAAUUAGAGCUGAAUUUCUACAAAUCUGAACAGGGAGGAGGAGGAGAAGUAGAAAAUGUGACCUACAACAAGCAGUCUAGAACAGCUGUUAUUACGUUCCUCAGACCUGGAGCAGCUAACGGCUUUGUGAGAUGUACUAAAUAUCCUUUCUUUGUGAAUGGAAGGUGCUAUAGGCUUUCUGUGUCCCCAAACACCGACGUACACUUGGAAAAGUUUCAGCUCUAUUGUGGGAUUUCUAAGAAGACCAUUCUGUUGAAAGGAAUUCAAGAGAUGGAAGAUGAUGAAGAAAGUGUACAGGACAUGAUUGAAAUUCAUUUUCAAAAGCCUAGUAAUAGUGGUGGGGAAAUAGAGAAAAUCAAGUAUGUAUCAGAAGGAGGAACAUGGGUUUGUUUUGAGGAGGAUACUUAG